AUGGAGGUCUACUCUGAGGUCCAGUUGGAGGAAGAUAGAUCAAGAGCUAUGAAUGGUUCUGUUGUUGCCACUAUAGAGUUAGCUGUGUUUGGGGUGAAAUCCUCUGGAUCGGAAUGGAAAAACACCUCCAAUACAAAUACAAAUGUUCCUGUUCUACCUAGUCUUGAAUCUAGUCCAGAUAUCCUGGUGUCUGUUCUCCUUACUAAACAGAUGCCCAAGAUAACAUACUAUAGGAAGAAUCUCAUAAAGGAAACCUCUGUUGUCCCAUCAAAAGCUGUCCAAGAAUCGGUACCAGCAUCAGCUCAAGUUCAAGAUCCUGUUGUUUCAGAUAAUGACGAUGAGAACCUGCCACAGGAGUCCGAGCAAAGUAAGUACCCUGAUACUGAAAAGUGGUUGGAGAAAACUGACGAUUAUGAUACCACUCUUGAUAUGUCAAUCGUUCUAUGGAAAGGAACCAGGUCAUGCAUCAAGUACCUUAUGCAUAGCUUUCUGACCUACAGUAGUUUGUCUCCUAGUUUUAAAGCCUUUACUACCCAACUGGAUGCUCUAGCAAUACCUACUAGUGUGCACACAGCAAUGGAAGUUCUUGAGUGGAAAGCGGUGGUUAUGGAAGAAAUGAAAGCCCUCGAAGUAAAUAAAACUUUGGAUCUAAUGGCCUUUUCUAAAGGUCACAAAAUAGCUUGA
Molecule: messenger RNA, 684 nt
Organism: Benincasa hispida (wax gourd)
Lineage: Eukaryota; Viridiplantae; Streptophyta; Magnoliopsida; Cucurbitales; Cucurbitaceae
Source: RefSeq, a predicted model, not a curated record